Messenger RNA from Toxorhynchites rutilus septentrionalis, 3653 nucleotides. RefSeq names its product vesicle-fusing ATPase 1-like. The transcript is spliced from 11 exons. The coding region runs from base 354 to 2603 and encodes 749 amino acids. Gene Ontology annotation, cellular component: Golgi stack. The record is from RefSeq and is a predicted model, not a curated record. Lineage: Eukaryota; Metazoa; Arthropoda; Insecta; Diptera; Culicidae. Gene Ontology annotation, molecular function: ATP binding; ATP hydrolysis activity. Gene Ontology annotation, biological process: Golgi to plasma membrane protein transport; SNARE complex disassembly; intra-Golgi vesicle-mediated transport.
UUCUGCCAAUUUGUGGUAACUUUUGUUAUGGGAGGGAAUUGGACAAAAUCUGAGACGUGCGCAUUGAUGUGAUUCUCUAAACAGCUAUUCUUGGUGCACAGAGGAACGUUAUACCAGUACUGCAGUAUCAUUGGGUUCCGCUGUAGCCCAAAAAGUGAUAAUUUCCUUCUGGUGGAUGAGUCAAUGUUGAAAAACCGGUUCUGAAGUAUCAGAAACAGAUCAUCACAAUCACAGCUGAUUCAACAGUUUAGAUAUUUCCACGAAAAUAGUUAAGGUGAAAACAAGAAAGUACAGAUAGAUCAUAUCCAGGAGAAAUUCGAAUAUUGAUUUUUCAUUUUGGUGUCGACGCAACGAUGGCUAUAAUGAUGAAAGCAACUAAAUGUCCAACAGACGAAUUAUCUCUGAAGAAUAGAGCUAUCGUAAACAGUACGGAUUUCCCGGAGGAUAUCAAAUAUAUCGACGUUUCGACCGCACCUGGACAACAUUUUAUUUUCUCCGUAGAGCGAUGCUCGGACAUUCCAAAUUAUUGUAUCGGGUUUUCUCUGCUGCAGCGGAAGUGGGCAACUCUGUCAAUUAAUCAGGACAUAUCGGUUAAACCUUUCCUUUUUGACCGCUCAUCUGAAGUUUUGUGCAAUGUUACAAUCGAGGUCGAUUUUCUGCAAAAGAAAACGACGACUCUCGAGCCGUACGACAGUGAUCAAAUGGCGAAGGAUUUUAUUCUCCAAUUUUCUGGUCUGGCGUUGACCGUUGGCCAGCCACUAGUUUUUAGCUUCCAGGAUAAGAAACUGCUCGGUUUGUGCGUAAAAUCGUUGGAAUCGAUUGAUGCAAAUGCUUCCGUGCAAGGCGACAAAGCAAAAAUGGAGACGAAUAAGACCAAUUUUGGGCGUCUCCUGGGAAACACAACGGUCACGUUUGAAAAGGCAGAAAACUCAUCGCUCAAUCUGGUCGGUAAGGCGAAAGGUAAAAUUGUUCGCCAAUCGAUCAUCAAUCCGGACUGGGAUUUCGGUAAAAUGGGCAUCGGAGGUUUGGACAACGAAUUCAAUGCCAUUUUCCGGCGUGCUUUCGCAUCGCGUGUGUUUCCUCCGGAAAUCGUUGAACAGUUGGGAUGCAAACACGUCAAAGGUAUUCUGUUGUACGGUCCACCCGGUACCGGUAAAACACUGAUGGCUCGCCAGAUCGGCAACAUGUUGAACGCGCGUGAACCAAAGAUUGUUAAUGGUCCACAAAUUUUGGACAAAUAUGUGGGCGAAUCAGAAGCCAACAUUCGUCGGCUCUUUGCCGACGCAGAAGAAGAAGAGAAACGCCUCGGACCCAACAGUGGUUUACAUAUCAUCAUCUUCGAUGAAAUUGAUGCCAUUUGCAAGGCUCGAGGCAGUGUUGGUGGUAACAGCGGAGUGCACGAUACGGUCGUGAAUCAACUGUUGGCCAAAAUUGAUGGCGUAGAACAGUUGAACAACAUUCUGGUUAUCGGUAUGACUAACAGACGCGACAUGAUCGAUGAGGCAUUGCUGCGUCCGGGUCGAUUGGAGGUACAAAUGGAGAUUAGUCUUCCGGAUGAGAAUGGUCGUCAUCAAAUUUUAAAUAUUCAUACCAAACGUAUGCAUGACUUUAAGAAGAUUAGUCCAGAUGUGAAUAAUAAGGAAUUGGCAGCUCUCACCAAGAACUUCAGUGGGGCCGAGUUGGAAGGAUUGGUGCGUGCUGCUCAGUCAUCAGCAAUGAACCGUCUUGUGAAGGCGUCUUCGAAAGUGGAAGUUGAUCCAGAAGCAAUGGAGAAACUUAUGGUCAAUCGUGCUGAUUUCAUAUAUGCUCUCGAAAAUGACAUCAAACCGGCAUUUGGAACUGCGCAAGAAGCACUGGAGAACUAUUUAGCCCGUGGAAUCGUCAACUGGGGUGAACCGGUUGCUCAUAUUCUGGAAGAUGGCUCGUUGUAUACGCAACAGGCUCGCGAUUCCGAAGGAACUGGUUUGGUUUCGAUUCUGCUGGAGGGUCCUCCAAAUUCAGGCAAGACUGCACUCGCGGCCCAAUUGGCCGGAAUGUCUGACUUCCCGUUCGUGAAGGUUUGCUCGCCGGACGAAAUGGUCGGAUUUACAGAGAAUGCGAAAUGUUUACAGAUCAGAAAGUUCUUCGACGAUGCUUAUCGUUCAACGUUGAGCUGUAUCUUGGUGGACAAUAUCGAACGGCUACUGGAUUAUGGUCCAAUUGGACCCCGAUAUUCUAAUUUGACGCUACAGGCUCUGCUUGUGCUGUUGAAGAAGCAUCCUCCCCGUGGAAAGAAGUUACUUAUUCUGUGUACAACAAGCCGAAGACAAGUGCUCGAGGACAUGGAGAUGCUGUCCGCGUUCACAGCGGUUCUCCACGUACCUAACAUCUCAAGUUCAAAGCAAGUGAUAGCAGUUCUGGAGAAAUAUAAGGACGUCUUCACUAAAUCGGAUCUCUCCAUUAUCCACGAAAAAAUGAAGAGACACAAGGUGUUUGUGGGCAUCAAAAAGCUGCUCGAUCUGAUAGAUCUGUCAAGGCACAUCGAACCCCAAAAACGUGUGAUCAAGUUUUUGGCCAAACUUGAAGAAGAAGGAGCGCUGGAUUGUGGAACUACUAUUCACUAACUCUUGACAGGAGGGUAGCUAUGGACUCCUAGUAUUAUAUCUUUCAACGGCGUAUUUUAAGCAUAACAGACAAGGAAACACUCAGUCUACUUAUCGUCCCAUUUGAACAGAUUACCAAAUGGGUUGUACUCUCACACAGUCUCAAUAUAUAGACAAUUAUGCAACCAACCUGUACACAGUUGCUCUGCGAACAUUAUCAAUUAAAUUUGCCAGUGCUGGUCUACACAGGCAUAAUUAGGACACAUACUCACAGGUUUUCUUCUAAGCUCAAUCCUAAUAAAGUAACAUCAAAAUUUAGAGUGAAAUCGAAUCUUUCAAAUAAAAUGUUGCUAUGCACAGUUGUGUUGCAUUUUCGGGUUUUCUAGAUAGGACAAUGGCCGUUGCCAUUAUUCUAUUCUAUGCUUUACUAAGUUGGUUGCGUUGCGUGUAGAUAGAUCUCAGUGAUGUUUUAACACUUGGUACGGUCGCGAGCUGGGAAUGGUAAAUUCGAGUCGGAAAUAAACUGAAGUGAAGUGUUACAUCAGAAUUUAACUGUUUAUUGGUAAAAUUUGUUUUGUUAUUUAUUUAUUAAACUAUCGCAUAAAAAACGGAACCUUCGAAUGAUGGCGCAAACCUUAGUUACCCUUAAACGUUUGGAGCGAAUGGCCAGAUACUAAGUCUUCGUUAAAAUAGUGGGAACUAGAAAUAGAACAGAAAAACACUUCUAGCAUUUUGUCAGGGAUAUUAAGAUACAUAGGCACUCGAAAAGAUUCAAGUUGAGUAUACACAUUGUGAUUCAGAAUUGUGCUAUUUAGUAACUACAAACAAUGCUCUGUUUGAAUAAAACAUUCCUUCUUCCUCAAGCCGUAGUAAUAAACUUGAGGCCUAGGUCCAAAUCAAAUAUUUCUGAUAUGCGAAUAUCCAUUGAAAGACAAAAUAGACAAAUUGUUUUCCACAAUGCAAGCUUAUAUGUGUGUGAAAAGGUAGAUUAAGCUAUAUAAAUAUAGCGUCAAAAUGUUCUAAGAUUCGAUCAACAAUAAUCUUAUCAAUACAACCUGUUGUUGAAAUUAA